Vicia faba (fava bean) is the source of this 999-nucleotide messenger RNA. Lineage: Eukaryota; Viridiplantae; Streptophyta; Magnoliopsida; Fabales; Fabaceae. The record is from the annotation of a GenBank genome assembly.
AUGGAAGAGAGCAAGAUGUUGGUGAAGUCUGACCUUGAAUCUUUUGAUAUUCAUUCGUCUCAUUCAUCUCCUAGCGCUGAUAGUACUAAUAAAAGCUUUGUGUCUUUUAAGAAGGAGGGUUGCAAAUCACCUUUAUCAUCGUGGGGUUCCAGACGUGAAAGUGGAAAAUGUUUCAGCCUCUCGGGAGAAUUGGACUAUCUUGAAGAGAUUAUCAAAUUGAAGGAUCAAGUUGAGAAUAGUGAAAACCAGGUUGAUGAUUUGUGGGGAGAAUUGAAGUGGAAGGAGGAAGAGUUGCAUAAUCUGAAAGAGUUUUCUGAAAUAGAGAUUUACAAAUUGAAGGCUCAAAUUGAGGAAAGUGAGGCCAAAAAACAUGAUCACGAAAUUUCAAAAUUGGUGAAACAGCUAGAGAUAGCUAAUGAAAAGCUCAAGAAAUCAGAAGAUGAAAAUACAAUUUUAAGGAAGGAACUUGAGAAUAAGUCAUGUGAGAAUCAUGAAUUGCAUGGUCAUCUUAUAGAGGCAAAAGAAAAUAUGGUUGAAUCAGAUUUGGAGUUAGUUUCAGGGAGAAAGCAUAUUCAAAUACUAGAAAACUUGGUUAUAAUAUAUGAGCAAGAGGUGCAAAAAUUGGAAUCUAAAAUGCUUGAUUCACAGGAUAACUUUUCUUUGGAGAAAGAUGAGUUGCAUUUUGCUAUUGCAAGUUUGUUGAAAAAGAAAAUAGAACUGACCUCUACAUUGGCCAAUUGUGUGUUUAGAAACAAAGAAUUGGAAAACAAGUUAAGGCAAUAUGAAGCUGAAAAGUUGAAGCAAGAAGAGCUACAUGCUACUCAACAAGUAGUUUUGCAAAAUGAAAACAAUUAUUUGUGGGAAGAACUUGGCAAGAGAACAGAAGAUAUAGAAGCUGUGACUAAGGAGCUGUAUAUGGUAAUGAUUGAAAGAGAUGAAGCCAAUGUCAAGAUUGAUAGGCUUGAGGCUGAGAUAUGCACCCUCAUAUGUGAAAUAUGA